This is a messenger RNA of Fukomys damarensis (Damara mole-rat), 442 nucleotides long. Its product is annotated as 40S ribosomal protein S20-like. NCBI's taxonomy places the organism in Eukaryota, Metazoa, Chordata, Mammalia, Rodentia, Bathyergidae. Gene Ontology annotation, molecular function: structural constituent of ribosome; RNA binding. Gene Ontology annotation, biological process: translation. Gene Ontology annotation, cellular component: cytosolic small ribosomal subunit; ribosome. The transcript has a single exon. The coding region runs from base 8 to 442 and encodes 144 amino acids. The record is from RefSeq and is a predicted model, not a curated record.
CGCAGCCAUGGCUUUUAAAGAUACUGGAAAGACACCCAUGGAGUCAGAGGUGGCCAUUCACCGAAUUAGGAUUACCCUCACCAGUCGCAACGUGAAAUCCCUGGAGAAGGUGUGUGCUGACUUGAUCAGAGGUGCAAAGGAAAAGAAUCUCAAAGUGAAAGGACCAGUUCGCAUGCCUACUAAGACCUUGAGAAUCACUACAAGAAAAACGCCUUGUGGUGAAUGUUCUAAGACAUGGGAUCGUUUCCAGAUGAGAAUCCACAAGCGACUGAUUGAUUUGCACAGUCCUUCUGAGAUUUUUAAGCAGAUUGCUUCCAUCAAUAUUGAGUCAGGAGUGGAAGUUGAAGUCACCAUCGCAGGUGCCUAUGGCAACUGUUUUAAUCUAUUACAUUUUUUAAAAUACAUAGAAGCUAGGGGUAAAAAGAAAUUACAAGAUUUUUAA